Molecule: messenger RNA, 3923 nt
Organism: Brachypodium distachyon (stiff brome)
Lineage: Eukaryota; Viridiplantae; Streptophyta; Magnoliopsida; Poales; Poaceae
Product: phospholipid-transporting ATPase 1
Exons: 7
Coding region: 169-3678 (1169 amino acids)
Biological process (GO): phospholipid translocation
Cellular component (GO): plasma membrane
Molecular function (GO): magnesium ion binding; ATPase-coupled intramembrane lipid carrier activity; ATP binding
Source: RefSeq, a predicted model, not a curated record
GCCCCGCCCGGAACACCAACGACCCAAACCGAAAGCUCUCGAACCCGCAAAGGCUUCUUCUCCAAAGCUUCCCCAGUCCCCACCGCCUGCUUUGACCUCGCCGGCGUCCGCGCGAAUCCGCCGCGCCCAUGGCUGCGACCACCCACUAGACCCGCCUCCUCCUCCACCAUGUCGUCCGAGCGCCCGCUCCUCGACGCCACCGCCACCACCCCGCCCACGCCGGCGGCGGCGUCGCGGCUCCCGCCGUCGCAGCCGGAGCCUCCCGUCCGCGCCGACCACCUCGGCUUCUCCGUUGAGGUCCCCGACCCCUUCCGCCGGUCCCGCCGCGACAACCGCGACCAGCCCCCCGACCUGUCCGCUUCGCGGCGGGAGCUGCAGGAAGGGGGAGACUGCGAGUCCCGGGCCGUCGUCGUGGGGGAGCCCUCGGCGGAGUUCUCCGGCAACGCCAUCAGGACGGCCAAGUACUCGGCGCUCACCUUCCUUCCGCGCAACUUGUUCGAGCAGUUCAGGCGGCUGUCUUACGUCUACUUCCUCGCCAUCACCGUGCUCAACCAGCUGCCCCAGGUCGCCGUCUUCGGCCGCGGCGCGUCCGUGCUCCCGCUGGCCUUCGUUCUCUUUGUCACCGCCGUCAAGGACGCCUACGAGGACUUCCGCCGCCACCGCUCCGACCGCAGGGAGAACAACCGCCUCGCCGCCGUCCUCGCGCCGCAAACUGCCAGCGAGUUCCCGCCCAAGAAAUGGAAGCACAUACGCGUCGGGGACGUCGUGCGCGUCGUGUCCAGCGAGACGCUGCCGGCCGACAUGGUGCUGCUCGCCACCAGUGACUCCACCGGCGUCGCGCACGUCCAGACGGUGAAUCUUGACGGGGAGACCAAUCUAAAGACAAGGUAUGCCAAGCAGGAGACGCAGUUGAGGUUCUCCCACAACGGCGGCGUAGGUGGUAUCCUGCAUUGCGAGCGCCCCAACAGGAACAUUUAUGGGUUCCAGGCAUAUUUGGAGAUUGAUGGCAAGCGUGUCUCACUCGGGCCGUCCAACAUUGUGCUCCGUGGUUGCGAGCUCAAGAACACCUCCUGGGCAAUCGGGGUAGUAGUUUACGCUGGCAAGGAGACUAAGGUCAUGCUCAAUAACUCUGGGCCGCCAUCGAAGCGGAGCCGCUUGGAGACACAGUUGAAUCGGGAGACAGUCAUAUUGUCCAUUAUGCUCAUUGGGAUGUGCACGACAGCAUCUGUGCUCGCAGGGAUUUGGCUGCUGAAUCACCGGGGAGAGCUGGAGUUCACCCAGUUCUUUAGGGAGAAGGAUUACACAACUGGGAAGAACUACAAUUACUAUGGCGUCGGGAUGCAGAUAUUCAUUACGUUCCUCAUGGCUGUCAUAGUGUAUCAGGUUAUCAUUCCUAUCUCGUUGUAUAUAUCAAUGGAGAUGGUACGGCUUGGGCAAGCAUAUUUCAUGGGCGCUGACAAAGACUUGUAUGACAAAUCGUCAAGGUCGAAGUUCCAAUGCAGAGCUCUGAAUAUAAAUGAGGAUCUCGGGCAGAUUAAGUAUGUCUUCUCUGAUAAGACAGGGACGCUGACAGAGAACAAGAUGGAGUUCCAAUGCGCAUCGAUUCAUGGCGUUGAUUAUAGCUCUGGAAAAGAUACGCGUGGAUAUUCAGUUGUAGUCGAUGAUCUUCUUUGGACACCAAAAGUGGCUGUUAGGACCGAUCCUCAACUUUUCAAGUUAUUGAGGAAUGGUGGCACAAAUGUGGAAGGGAAGCUUGUCCUUGAUUUCUUCCUUGCUCUUGCUGUCUGUAAUACCAUUGUGCCACUUGUUGUGGACACUAGAGACCCUAGACAAAAGUUGAUUGAUUAUCAGGGUGAGUCCCCUGAUGAGCAGGCACUAGCUUAUGCUGCCGCAUCUUAUGGCAUCGUGCUUGUUGAGCGAACAUCUGGUUAUGUAGUGAUUGAUGUCCUUGGUGACAGACAACGAUUUGAUAUAUUAGGACUUCAUGAGUUUGAUAGUGAUCGUAAGAGGAUGUCUGUCAUUGUUGGCUGCCCUGACAGCACUGUUAAGCUAUAUGCCAAAGGUGCAGACAGUUCCAUGUUUGGAAUCACCAACAAAGAACUGGACAGUGUUCGUGCUACAGAGGCACAUCUCCACAAAUAUUCAUCGCUUGGCCUAAGAACUCUUGUUGUUGGUAUGCGUGAAUUGAGUCAACCUGAAUAUGAGGAGUGGCAGUCGGCAUAUGAGAAUGCUAGCACUGCAGUACUUGGAAGGGGAAAUUUACUUCGAUCAGUUGCAGUCAAUAUAGAGUGCAAUAUACACAUAUUGGGGGCCACUGGGAUUGAAGAUAAGCUUCAAGAUGGGGUACCAGAAGCAAUAGAAUCUCUUCGGCAAGCAGGCAUGAAGGUCUGGAUUUUGACAGGGGAUAAGCAGGAGACAGCAAUUUCUAUUGGCUACUCUUGUAAGCUGCUGACCAAUGACAUGACGCAAAUUGUGAUAAAUAAUAAUUCUAAGGAGUCUUGCAAGAAAAGUCUUGAGGAAGCAAUUGCAACAAUUAAGGAGCUCAGAGUCACAUCUACAUUGGACACACUGAAUCCAGUGUUAUCAUCAGAAUCUGCUGGUGUAGUUCUUGCUUUGAUUGUAGAUGGCAACAGCCUUGUUUACAUCCUCGAGACGGAAUUGCAAGAAGAGCUUUUCAAAGUAGCUACAGAAUGUAGCGUUGUCUUAUGUUGUCGAGUGGCCCCUUUACAAAAGGCAGGGAUAGUUGCACUAAUAAAAAACAGGACGGACGAUAUGACCUUAGCAAUCGGUGAUGGAGCAAAUGAUGUUUCAAUGAUUCAAAUGGCUGAUGUUGGGAUUGGCAUCAGUGGCCAAGAAGGAGGACAGGCUGUUAUGGCAUCAGAUUUUUCUAUGGGGCAAUUCAGAUUCUUGGUUCCUCUUCUAUUAGUUCAUGGUCACUGGAAUUAUCAAAGGAUGGGUUACAUGAUUCUUUACAACUUUUACAAGAAUGCCACAUUUGUCUUGGUUCUUUUCUGGUAUGUGCUUUAUACAGCAUUCACCUUGACAACUGCUAUCUCUGAAUGGAGUAGCCUAUUGUAUACCGUGCUUUAUACAUCGCUUCCGACAAUUGUUGUUGGUAUUCUUGACAAGGAUCUUAGUAAGUCAACACUGCUAGCUUACCCAAAGCUCUAUGGAUCUGGCCAAAGGAAUGAGAAGUAUAAUCUGAAUUUGUUUGUCCUCAAUAUGGUUGAAGCGCUUUGGCAGAGUUUGGUUGUGAUCUACAUACCGUAUUUUGCAUAUAGACAAAGUACAAUAGAUAUGUCUAGUCUGGGAGAUUUGUGGGCACUUGCAUCUGUCAUCGUUGUAAAUAUGCAAUUGGCCAUGGACAUCAUUCGGUGGAAUUGGAUUAUACAUGCGUUUGUAUGGGGCACAAUAGCAGCAACAGCCAUUUGCCUCUUUGUGAUAGAUUCCAUAUGGUUUCUUCCUGGUUAUGGGGCCAUUUAUCAUUUAAUGGGGACUGGUUUGUUUUGGCUACUGCUGCUUAUCAUUGUUGCUGCAGCAAUGGUCCCGCAUUUUGUGAUCAAGGCUUUCACAGAGCACUUUAGGCCCAGUGAUAUUCAAAUCGCCCGAGAGAUGGAGAAGUUUGAGGCGUUAAAUCAGGUGAACCGUUCGGAAAUUCCAAUGAGAACCUUGUCAUGACCCCAGGGAAACUGUAUAGUGUUUUUCUUCUUUUCUGAAGUUCCAUUUAUUUUGUUAUUUUCUGCCCUUUCGGUGUGUAUACGGGUCAAUCAUUUGUUAACUGUAAGGUGGUAGGCUUUGAAAAAGAAAACUGCAAAGGUGGUAGAUUUAGGCUAAAACAGAUUAGCCUCUGGGUUUUAUGUAUGUAUCUCAUCGAACAUUUACUGAAAUGAAAAUAGAAGUUGACCUACGAGAAUUUCCGUUAA